UUACGAAUUUACGAUUGCUUGUUCCAGCGAAAAAAAACAACAUGUAUUUAUUUAAAUUAAAAACAUAAUAAAUGCCUUUACAAAGCUAUAUUUGAAUUACGCUAUAUAUACAGUAAUUAUAUAAAAAAAAAUCAAUUAACUACACGAUGUAUUUUUACGAGCGUUUUUGUAAAUGGCUUGGUCAUCUCAAAUUAUCCCGAGUAAUAUUGUUGGUUUCUGUUAUAUUGUUUGUUGUGCCUCUUGUUACACAUUACUAUUUAUCUAAGUAUGAAUCAACGCUGGGAUCAUUUGGAACAAACCCAAUGCGUCAUACACUCGAGGCUCUCGGGGACCUGUCUACGAUGAAUGUGGCUGACCUGAGGAUUAGAAUUGAAGAGAUGCUUAGAAUCAAGGCUUCUGUAUCGACGGAGUUGCGGGAACUUGAAGCGAGACGCGCCCGCCUGCAAAAAGAGGCGGCGGCGGCAAGCGCGAAAGCCGACAGCGCUAAAGCGGAGCACGCGCGCGCGGCCGCUGAACUGCAGCGCCUCCGUGUCUCAGCAGACCAGGCCCGCCUCGCCCAACUAGAGGCCAUCCGCAGAGACUCCCCGGAACUCGCUCCGCCCAUACAAAUACUCCCAUCCAGACCUCCCCCCAUCCUCUCCCCGCUAAACCCCUCCUCAGAAGUACACUGCCGAAUGUUCUCCUGCUUUGACCAUUCCAGAUGCUCCUUAACCUCAGGGUUCCCCGUCUAUCUAUACGACCCUGACGUCCACGCGCCUUUGGCCGGCGCAGAAGUAGAUGGAUUCCUCAAAACUACAUUACGACAGACGUUGGGAUAUAAUACUCAUUUGACUCGGGAUCCUAACGAAGCGUGUAUCUAUUUAGUCCUUGUGGGAGAAGCUUUUCCGUUUGAGAAAAGCCCCUCAUCUACGACAGAGGGAUACAAACUGUUGUUGAAUGAGACUGCUCUGAAAAGCUUGCCAUUCUGGGGAGGAGAUGGUCGCAACCACGUUCUGAUAAAUUUGGCGAGACGCGAAUUAUCAGUGGGGUCUGGAGAUGCAUUUCGCGGCGUGUCAACUGGGAGAGCGAUAAUAGCCCAGUCUACCUUCACGCACGAUCAGUUCAGAUCAGGGUUUGAUAUCGUGACGCCACCCGCGCUCGGCCCUCCAGGCGGCGAUGUAUGGGCUGACUGCGCUCCGAUUUCUCCAGCCAGAAGAAAAUACUUGCUUAGUUUUCAGGGUUCACAGCCACCAGCUAAGGGUCCGGACAAGGAUCAAGAUAAGAAGUUGAUAGAAUUUCUGCAGAAAACGGUGACGUCACCGGACACGUUUUACUUACAAUUCGAGUGCGAUCCUCCGGUCGAGAAGCGUGCUAUGUUGCCGAUUGGAGAUUGGGCUCUGUGUGGCACCGACCGUUCGAGACGUGCUGUGUUGCGGGACUCUACUUUUGUACUGAUACUCGCGCCAGCUGAUCGAAUCUACACCACGACAGCUCUAUUGCAAGCAAGGUUGUACGAGGCCUUGAGGUCGGGUGCUAUACCAGUGAUCAUGGGCGGCGACAGAAUCAGAUUGCCCUUCGACGAAGUCUUGGAUUGGAAACGGGCUGUGAUCUCACUACCGAAGGCCCGCUUCACUGAACUACACUUUCUGCUGCGCGCUAUGUCGGACGCUGAUUUGUUGACUUUUAGAAGGCAAGGACGAGUGCUUUGGGAAAGAUACCUGAGUUCGGUUCAGGCCAGCGUAGAUUCCUUGUUGGCGGCGAUACGGACUAGAUUGAAUAUCCCGGCCCGACCAGCAAUGCCGACAGUGGGGGUGCCAGGGUUCAACGAGUCUUAUUAUCCCCCUAAAUUGGAGCCACCGGCUGUAGACACUGAACCUGAAGAGACUUUGGGGCCGCUAGAGGCGCCUUAUUCAAGUCCAGCGUACCGGCGAAAUUAUUCGAUGGGACUACUACACGGUUAUGAACUCUGGAACGACUGGGGCGAGCCAUUCGCGUUAUACCCUCAGCUGCCCUGGGACCCGUCUGUGACGUCAGAGGCCAAGUUCCUGGGCUCUGCGGCGGGGUUUCGGCCGAUCGGCGCGGGCGCGGGCGGUUCGGGGAAGGAAUUUAGCGAGGCGUUAGGAGGCGACCGGCCGCGGGAGCAGUUCACGAUCGUGAUACUGACGUAUGAGAGGGAAGCGGUGCUGGCUGCAGCUUUGGCGCGGCUAAGGGGACUGCCGUAUUUGAACAAGGUGGUGGUGGUAUGGAACGGGCCGUCAGCGCCUUUAGCCGGCUCGUGGCCUGAGAGCGGCGCGCCCGUGGCCGUAAUACGAGCAGCUCGCAACUCGCUCAACAACCGCUUCCUGCCCUACCACCUCAUCGACACCGAGGCGGUGCUGUGCGUGGACGACGACGCGCACCUGCGCCACGACGAGAUCGUCUUCGCCUUCAGAGUGUGGCGUGAGCAUCGCGACCGCAUCGUGGGAUUCCCCGGGCGCUACCACGCGUGGGAUCUCAACUUCAACAAUGGGUUCCUUUACAAUUCAAAUUACAGCUGCGAGCUGAGCAUGGUACUGACGGGCGCGGCUUUCGUUCACCGCUACUACUUGUGGGCGUACUGGCGCGCGCUACCGGCCGCCGUAAGAGAACACGUGGACGAAUACAUGAACUGCGAGGACAUCGCCAUGAACUUCCUCGUGGCGCACAUCACCAGGAAGCCGCCCGUCAAGGUGACGUCACGUUGGACAUUCCGCUGCCCGGGCUGCCCGGUGACGCUGUCGGCCGACGAGACGCACUUCCACGAGCGACACAGGUGCAUACAGUUCUUCUCGCAGGUGAUGGGUUAUACUCCUCUGCUCUCCACGCAGUACAGAGCCGACUCGGUGCUGUUCAAAACGCGAAUACCUCACGACAAACAGAAGUGUUUCAAGUUUAUAUAGUGCAAUAGAGACAAACGUUUAGAACAUUUUUGUAACAUCCACCGACGAGUGCGUAUUUUUUCGGGUGAGUACAUACAUUUCCAUUGGACAGUAUUGAGCGCAAUUUUGUUACAAGGUGGUUUACAUUAUUUUUACCCGACUGCGCUAGAAGGAGGGUUACGUUUUUAGAAAUCAUCAACUUAGUAGAUUACUUUAAAAAAUAUAUCUGACAGGUAUGUAACCUCGUAUUUUAUAAUAUGAAGCGUUUUGGUGAAAGUAGUCUGGCACAGUGUCGGUGCCUAUUCAAUUCCUUAAACUCCGUAUUCAUGAAAAUAUGGUACAUGACUCUAUUUUUGAGUUCACAAUUCACAUACGCAAAAUAAAUUCUUUCACCGGUUUUGAAAAGUUUUUGAUGACAAUGUGCGUUCCUCAAAGAGCAGUCUAUUCCAAGCUAUGAUGUUCAUAGUCAUUGGUAUUUUGAAUUUUGGACGCGGAAUUAGUAAAUCUUUAUUUGCAUUACAUCGUACAUAUUUUAUAGAUUGAACAUUAUUUGAAUUUAUUAUAACAUAAGUAGUGAAUAUGUACAGAAUAAGAAAGUGGUUUUAGAUAUACAUAAUACAUGCGUAUAAAAUGUCGGCAUUUUGUUAGAUGCAUUUUUGAUCAUUUAUUAUUGGAUAUACAUUAUGUACUCAUAGUAUAGUAAGUAGUUAUUUUUAAAGAUUUAUUUUACUUGAUAAAUUAAUUCUCAUAUUCAUAGGGAUUAAUAUAAGUUAUUGUGUACAUAUAUAAAUACAUAUUAAGCAAUACAUAGAUGUAAGAAAUGUGUUAUAACUGUGUAUUGUAUUAUUUUGUGACAAUAAGUACAUUAUACAUUAUAUUAUCACUUGCUUGCAUGGUUGUCAUAAUGCCAAAAAGUGAUGCAAUCAUAAAGAUACUUUUAAUAGGUAUUUUUACAUAACAUGCUUGCAAUGUCAUGAUUUAUUUCUUCAAAAGAGUCAGUGAAACUUUUGUAUGAAUUAUUAUUUGCAGUUUAUUUUUUGCCUUAGAAAAUACUAUUUUGUGAGCGAAUAUUAUUAACUCGGUGUAAUAUAAUUAGCAUUUUUAAUUAUUUUUCACUUUAAAAAAUCAUGAUCUUCUUAUACAUAAUGAGUAAACUAGUCCUAAAAUAUAAUGUUAAGAAGACUGACAGAUAUGUUUUUUUUUAUUUUACAGUGAAUUUUUUACAAUAGGGGUGGUUUCCUGGGUAGAAAGAGCAUUAAUGUGAAUUAGUUCGUCAGUUAACUUAUCAAAAAAUACCCAACGUAUUUUUUGCUUCAUAAAAUGAAAAUUGACAGAGAUAAAUCACGCCAAAGCUCAUAAGUAGAGGCCAGUGACGUUACUGCGUGGUAAAAAGUUUAGAACGGUGUGACGUUAUUACUUGUUUGAUUGAGAAAUAAGAAUACAUUGUGUUGUUUGAUAAUAUAAUUGACGGACUAAAUGUUUUUUGGAAACUAGCCUCCUGUCUUUGUUAUUUUGAUAGAUCGUAUGGUAUUAUAAUUUGUGAAUGAUUUUUAUAUCAACCACGCUUUUAUUCGCACAGCCAGUUAUUACCAAAUAAUGAUAAAUCAGUUUAAUUUUAAAAGACUGUGCCUUCUGAGUGUUUAUAAACAUACACACGUAGCAUAAGUUAAAUCUAUUAUAGAGCUAAUUAGGUACGAAAUAUAAAUUAUAAUAUGAAUUGUUAAUAGAUCCCACUUGGCACUAGAGCUCAUUUUAAUGUUCUUGUUUCGUACUAAAAUGUGGUAAAUCCCAUCGUGUACAGUCAGCG
Messenger RNA from Ostrinia furnacalis (Asian corn borer), 4683 nucleotides. It is a transcript of the gene botv, whose product is annotated as exostosin like glycosyltransferase 3. The transcript is spliced from 11 exons. Gene Ontology annotation, molecular function: glycosyltransferase activity. NCBI's taxonomy places the organism in Eukaryota, Metazoa, Arthropoda, Insecta, Lepidoptera, Crambidae. Gene Ontology annotation, cellular component: membrane. The coding region runs from base 147 to 2897 and encodes 916 amino acids. The record is from RefSeq and is a predicted model, not a curated record.